Closterium sp. NIES-65 is the source of this 1167-nucleotide messenger RNA. NCBI's taxonomy places the organism in Eukaryota, Viridiplantae, Streptophyta, Zygnematophyceae, Desmidiales, Closteriaceae. The record is from the annotation of a GenBank genome assembly.
AUGCUGGGCUCACAGGCAGGCCUCACCGUGAAGAACUGGGACAAAAACAUCCUACCAACGUUCUUCGGCGGAGAGUGCAACCCCCUUGCCAAUACGAACGAUGAUCCGCAUUUCCGGGGCGCAGAUGGCACCCAAUACGACUUCAAUGGCCUUCUCGACCGCUCCUUCUGUUUGCUUUCCGACCGUCGGAUCCACAUCAACAUGGGAAUCAAGGGCUACCAGCCCAUCGCGAAUCUCCCCGGCACAGCGACAUCAUUGGACGAGGAGUCGCUCGCUGCAGCGCUGGAAGCGGCGGCCAAUGAGAAGAAACCACGUCAUAUCAGACAGCUGGAGCAGGAGCAGCUGAGCGUGGAGGAACUGAGCGACCUAGAGAGGAUGCGGGCCAAUGGGAGCCUGCCGUUGACUGCUGAGGUGGUGGCUGCUCUUGACCGGGAGAUGGGUCGUCGCAGCGGCGGAAAUGGAGGGGAAGAGGAGCAUCACUCGAUUCAGUAUGAGAAGGAUGAGCUGAAGAAGAGGCUUUUAAAAGCAAAACCGAUUCGCAGUUGGAUCAGGGAGCUCCAAGUGAUGUGGCGCGAUUCGACUGGCGCGCAGCACUCUGUAUUCAUCAAGGCGCGAGACGGCAAGGAGCAAGGGAGGGGCAGCAGCGGGUUCAUCGACCGACUGGAGCUCGACGGCUCGCCAGUGGCCCCGCCUCUGUCCGAAGGCUCUUCCAUCACUGGCAGCGGCGGGUUCAAGCUGCUUCUGGCGGAGACACGGAGCUGCAAGGGGAAGGACAAGGACGAGUUUCAUCUCACGAUCGAUGGACUGGUGGCCAUGGGCAUCAUGGCACGUUUGGCGCAUCCGCUCAUGCAGACGGCUACAGAGGCCCAGGCGCAUUUCAACGUCCACAUUGCCCGGCUGAACCACACAAAAGGUAAUCAUGGCGUGUGUGCCCAGCUGCAUGCUGCCAUGAUAACCAUCUUCUCUGGGGUUGGGUGUGGUAACGUCUCACACGAGUGGCAUUCACGUCCCAUGCACAUUGUCCCAUGCACUCACCUUCCUUUCACCCAACUCCCUCCUCUGUCCCCUCCUCUCGCCCCCUUUCUCCCUCCUCCCCUCUGCAGCACACGAGCGGCAUUCACGGCGUGCUGGGUCAGACCUUCCGAGCCGAGGACGACCGCUGCGUAG